AUGGAGGGCCUUAACAAAGGCGACACCGCUUGGAUGGCUACGUCCUGUGCGCUGGUCCUCUUUAUGACACCAGGAUUAGCCUUCUUCUAUGGAGGCUUGGUGCGAGACACCAACAUUGUGAACACGAUGAUGAUGUCAAUAAUUUCCAUGGGGCUCACGACCAUCACUUGGUUGGUGUUCGGCUUCAGCUGGUCCUUCGACGAGUGGGGUGCGGGCAAGGGCUUCACAUAUGUGGGCUUCCGCAACCUGGACAAGGUGUGGCCCGGCACCACCAUGCCCGGCCUGACGUUUGCUGUCUUUCAGAUGACGCGGCUCGGAUUGUCCCAUCGCGACUUUGUAGGCACUUGUCCAAUUCUCGAUGUGAGGUUUGCCAUCAUUGCAGCGGCCAUCAUUUCUGGAGCGGUGGUCGAGCGUAUCCGGUUUUCGGCCUACGCCAUCUUCAUCGUUGCCUGGGUCCUGGCCGUUUACGUGCCGCUGUGCCACUGGAUCUGGGGUGGCGGAUGGAUCGCUGACAUGGGCACCAAGGACUUUGCCGGUGGCACGGUGGUCCACAUCAGCUCCGGCACCUCAGCCUUUGCGCUGGCAUCGCUGCUGGGUGCGCGCAAGCAGCGGGAGGAGAGCUUCCCGGCGAACCUGCCCUUCGUGAUCCUGGGCGGCGGAAUCCUCUGGCUCGGGUGGACCGGCUUCAACGGCGGCUCUGCCUUCGCGGCCAACGGCGACUGUGGCCUGGCUAUCGCCACCACCUACGUCGCAGCAGCGGCAGCGAUGGUGAUGUGGAUCACCGUGGAGCGCCUUCUGGACGGGGCCCCCACCUCGAUCGGCGCCAUGUCCGGUGCGGUAGCGGGAUUGGUGAACAUUACUCCCUGCGCCGGCUUCGUGGAGCCUUUGGGUGCUUUGGGCGUCGGCGCCCUCGGAGCCCUCUGCUGUGUCUUUGCAGCUCGUGGGCUGAAGAAGCUGAACCUGGUGGACGACUCUCUGGAUUGUUUCUCGCUUCAUGGCGUGGGAGGUUUCGCUGGGGCGAUCCUGGGCGGCUUCUUUGACCUCGAGGACGGGCUGAUCUACGGCGGCGACGGGCUGCUGCUUUUAAAGAACCUGGCUGGCGCUGCCUUCGGCGUGGUCUACUCUGCCGCUGUCACGGCUCUGAUCUUCGGCUUGAUGCGCGUGGUCAUGCGCAUGAGGGUCUCGGAAGAGCAAGAGCUUGAAGGCGUCGACAUCAACUGCCACUCCGAGGCCAGCUGCAGAGAAAGCAGAUAUCGGUAA
Messenger RNA from Symbiodinium sp. CCMP2456, 1260 nucleotides. The record is from the annotation of a GenBank genome assembly. NCBI's taxonomy places the organism in Eukaryota, Dinophyceae, Suessiales, Symbiodiniaceae.